This is a messenger RNA of Vanessa tameamea, 7263 nucleotides long. It is a transcript of the gene PH, whose product is annotated as polyhomeotic-proximal chromatin protein-like. NCBI's taxonomy places the organism in Eukaryota, Metazoa, Arthropoda, Insecta, Lepidoptera, Nymphalidae. The transcript is spliced from 28 exons. Gene Ontology annotation, cellular component: PRC1 complex; nucleus. The record is from RefSeq and is a predicted model, not a curated record. Gene Ontology annotation, molecular function: chromatin binding; histone binding. Gene Ontology annotation, biological process: negative regulation of DNA-templated transcription. Bases 310 to 4428 code for a protein of 1372 amino acids.
AACUUGUCAUUGACGUUUGACAAUAGUCCAUUUUAUACUUUCGUUUUUAUUAUUGUAGAUCUUUCGUAAAUUGAUCAACGUGAUAUUUUUACAUUUUAUUACGAUUUCACAAUCAAAACUUUGGUUAAAAUUAAACAUGAGACUGUAAAUAUAUUAGUACAUAUCUUGUUUCCUUACAUACAAGAGUGCUUCCUUCUGUCGGACGUGAUAGUUACAAUAUAAAUUUAACUAGAUGAUAUUUUGUAAGAGUUUAAAUAUUACCAGUAGAAUAGACACUAGUUUUGAUUUAUACUGUAUAUAUCCUGAGUAAUGGCUGAUUUACGCAGGUCAGAAAUACUAGAUAACAUACAAAAAAAGAAGGACCAAGAAAAAGACCAGCCUCAAAGCCCUAAUUUCCAACAACAAUUGGCAAAGCCAGUCGAUAAACAACAGAUACAUAAUUCAGACAUACAAAGUGCGAAUGUGUCAGUGACGCAGCAUGUCCCAACACAGCUACUUUCGCCGACACAUGGCUCGGGGUCUCCAGUCCAGUCAAAAGAUGAUGCUAAGGACAAGACUAUAAAAGUUGCUAAUUCUACGACAAUAACAUUAAUUGAGAACAACGUCAACGGAGAAAAAGAUAAGGACAAUAACUAUCCUAAAAAUUAUUUUACAUUGGAGCCUAAAAAUGAAAAGAAAGAUGAUUGCAACAAAAACAGUAUCACAAUAACUAGGACAAUACCAAAGCAGUCACCGGGAGGUGGUCAAGUUGAUAAAUCUAAGAGUGCAUCGAAAGGCACUAAAAGGCCUCUUCAAUAUUUGGAAACUCUUGCUGAAAAAGCUGGAAUAACAUUUGAAGACAAAUACGAAGCUGCAAAUACAUUACUUGCUUUAGAUAAACAGAAUAAUACUUUUCGCAGACCUGAGCUUAAACAGCCAAAAUCAGAACCAGAUAAUCACUCACAAGGUGAAGAAUUUAGGUACAGAAACCAAAAAGAAGAGGAUGAUAAGUUGCAAAUACAUCAGCAAAUAAUACAGCAACAACAGCAGCAGCAACAGUUACAGCAUCUGCAACAGCAGCAACAACAACAACAACUACAACAGCUUCAACAGCAGCAAUUACAACAAUUGCAGCAGCAAGCAUUGCAACGCCAGCAUCAGGCUAUUCAACAACACUUAAAAAAUCAGCAGGACCAGCAAGAGAUUUUGCAGAAACAAUUUCAACAACAGCAGCAACAACAGCAACAACAACAACAGCAACAGCAGCAGCAGCAACAACAACAGCAGCAGCAGCAGCAACAACCUCAACAGCAGCAAACACAACAAGGAUCACAGCAACAGCAAUCACAACAGCCUAAACAAGAAAUCCAACAACACUCUCAACAGCAAGAGUUACAGCAACAGAAAUUUUUACAGGUUGUAAACAAUCAGCCGUUACAUACGCAGCAGUUUAACGUACCCGGUAUCGGUGAAAUCAAUCUCAGCUUCCUAGCGUCACCUCAAAACAACGUUAACCUUCUUUUCGACAAGAACCAGAAAACCGGCAUGAGCGGUGAGAUCAAGCAACAGCAAAUUGUUGACGGUCAAUCACAAGUGGUACAACAGCAGAUCAGUAUGUCGCAACACGAGCCGACUCAGCAGCAUCAUCAAACGGUCACAGUUGUUUCCUCUAUGCCGAGCAGUAUGGCACAGCACCAAGUCCAGCAGCAAGCAACGAGCGGUAUACAGCAGCAAGCGACUAUGCCGCCUCUACAGAGCUUACCUUCCAACACGCAACAUCCGCAGCAAAUAAGUGCUGAGUGGGGCCACAGCCGGGUGCAAGUGAUUCAGCAACCCCUUCAGAACAGCACUUACCUGCAGCAGUUGUAUAAUGCCCAGGGGCCCCUUCUGAUGCCUGGAAACAUUGCACUGCAUCCAGGAAUAAAUUCGCAGCAAAUACAGGUGAUCGCCGCCGGUAAGCCGUUCCAGAGUAGCCAACUCGCUCCCCACAUGUUGACCACGCAGGGGAAACAAGUUCUUCAAGGUCAAGCCGCACCUUUUCCCGGAUAUACGACGAUACCAGCGAUUCCGACGACUCAGAAUCAGACGUUUGUAUUCAGUCCCCUGGGCGUUAUUAACUCUCAGCCGAGUAUAAUCCCUGCACACUCGCAGCCGACCGUCUCCGGUAUUGGACAACAACAGAAACCUUCGGAAAUGCAUAAGGUUAUGAGCGGUGGUAAGGUGACGGCGACCAAAGUAGGCGGCGGCGCACAGACUGUUCCCGUUCAAGCUCAAUGCGUGCAAGUCUCCCAGCCGGUGCUCGGACAACAGCCGCAGGCGCAGAUCAUCAGUCCGUUACAGACUGGGAGUCAAACAAUGCAGUUCGCGCCAUGGCAGAUAUCAGGCGCGCUGCCUCAAGUCUGGGCUGGGGGUCUGCAAGCGGGUACCUUGCCAGCUGGGGGUCUCCUGGCCCCUAACCCCAUUUUCAUAAGGGGCACCCAAACGGACUCGCAACCCUCAAUGUUCAUACAGCACUCCCCACAGAACAAUUUACAACAUACCAAUGCGAGCGUCACGUGCGCUACCGGCAGCUCGGCCAAACCUCGUGCGUCGUCGGACGGGCUUGCGAAGAAUCCUCGGCCGCUCUCCAACAUCCUGCCGUCCGGUAGCAUUCGUCCUGCCUCGUCCGUCUCCACACAGACGAGCGCGAACCAGGCACAAAACCAGGCGAAACAGCGAGGUAAGCCGGGUGUACGGUCACCGGCGCCGACGUUGAAGCAAGAUGCUGCCAAUCAAACUAAUAAGAUGCAGCAUCAGAUGCAACAACCUAAACAACAAUUGCUCGUGAUGAACUCGAGCGGUCAAAUGACACAGAUAACGACGGACAAGCAGCCGCUCGCCAAAAGCAUCCAGCAGCAGGCGAUCCUGCAGCAGCAAGCUAUGCAGCAGCAGCAGCAACAACAACAGCAUCAGCAGCAACAGUUACUUCAUCAACAGCAUCAAACUCAGCAAAUGGUUCAACAUUACCAGCAACAAGGUAUGACGCUGGGUAUGCAGCAGGGCACUCUACCUGUUGGUUCUGUGUCACAAGCAUUGCCUAUGACGGGGAUGCCACAGACCAUAUCGAUGGUACAACAAAUACAUCCUUUAAGUAGCAUGGCUCAAGCGGGUACACUUGUGGGACAAAUAAAUACGAACCAAAAUCAACAAACCGCCUCACUCGCCCAAGUACAGACAUUACAACAACAGCAACAGACUUUAGUCGGGAACGGAUUGGUACAAACUUCCGUCGGUAUGGCCGUGCAGCAGCCCGUACUAAACCAUGCGACACAGAUGCAAGCAGGUACCAUGGGACUUAUUACCACACCGGUGCAAGGAUCAGUGUUACCGCUGCAACCUCAGGCCACGCUUGUCACACACGUUAAGAACGAGGAUGAGAAGAAUCAACAGAUGACACAGACGGCAGUAGUGCAGCAACUCUCACAACCAGACCAGAACCAGACUGUCGAGGGAUCACUAACAGAAUCAGCCACGGCCGCCACACCGAGCACGUCCGCGACCAAUAUAACAGCGGAUGCUGCCGUCUCCACUACCACGUCUACCGGACCAAACACACCAACGGAAAUGUCAAAGUCGAGUCCUGCGAAGGGGACGGAGGGCGCCUCGAUGAUGGUCCACGAGUCCACAUCGAUGUCCACAGGGAGCACCCCAUCGUCGGUCUCCGCCCCCGUGCCCAGCAGUGCGCAACACACUACUUCCAUCGCGCCGCAGGUCGUGACGACCACAGCAUGCUCGAGCUCCUCUGCAAGUAUGACGUCAGCGAACAGCUCACCUGGAUCAUCGCCAGCACUAUUCAAGACUUCGCAAUCUUCAAGCAGGCAUAUGAACCAGCAAGCUGUUCACGAUAAAGGCCUACCGAAGGCUAUGGUAAAACCAAAUAUCUUGACCCAUGUAAUUGAAGGCUAUGUCAUUCAAGAAGCUGGUGAACCAUUCGCUGUCAACAGACCUCUUCGGGAAUGGUCUUCCGACAAAGAACAAGACAAGGAGAACAAGCUGCCUUCAACGGAUGAACCACCGCGUAAGAAACAAAUGUUAGAUAACGGAACGAGCCUUCCACGCAUAAGUUCGAGCAUUGAAUCGAACGAGCCGACUCAGCACGCCAGCUCGAAGUCCGAGGUGCCAAUGAACGAAACAUCGGACUCGACGGCUGACGACGCUCAGGCGAAGAUUCCCAAUGCCAAUAAAUGGACUGUGGCUGAAGUGUGCGACUUCAUACGCAACAUCCCCGGCUGCGCAGGAUACGCAGACGAAUUCCUCAUGCAAGAAGUGGAUGGUGAGGCGCUGCUGCUGAUCAAACCCGAACACCUGGUCAUGGCGUUGUCUAUGAAGCUUGGACCUGCACUCAAAAUAGUCGCCUGCAUCGACUCCCUUCGCCCAGAGAGUGAGCAAUCUAAUAACGACCACGACUGAGAUUUUUUUUAAGGUUUAUUAUUAUAAAUAGACCCAAGAUACGACACAAGAGUGUUCAUUAAAACUAUUCAUACUUUGUAAGGAUUUUGAUACUGUUUACGAUGUAUACUUUAGACAGUAAUUGUAAAUAGGUUGGCCUAAGAAGAUAUAAUUUUCAUUAGUACGUCUUUUGUAAAUAUAUUAGACUAUGUUAGAUAUUGAACGAUAGAGUUAACGGGUGCGCCAACAUCCGCUGGUUUAAAUAUAAGUGACGCGUUAGGAACUUCGAAGGAUAUCAGUUACGAACGAAAAUUAUACGAUUAUUAAAGAUGUGGUAAUGAUCUUGUAAUCUACUUAACAACAUGUUUGUUUAUAAUACUAAAUAUACUUCUGUUGUUAAUGCUCUUAUUACUUUUGUUGAAUAUACGAAGCAUGUGAAACGACUCCAUGACGGACUAUCUUGGUGUUUCGUUGGGUGGUCUACAGAAUAGCAGCAUAACUUAAAGUCGAUGGGGGAGAUAGUAUAAAUAUUGUUUUAAGUUAUGAUGACUUACUAUAAGUUGAUGGAUAUCCGUAUUACGCAUAAACAAAAGUCGACAUUGUAAUAUACCAAUAUUGUUGCCGAUAAAUUAUCACGUUUAAAAAAUGGACGCCAAAAGUCGGAAAUGUUGUGUAUAUCGUUGAUUUCCAAACACGUUUUGUUUUCUCCUUCCCUUUCAAAGCAUGCAAAGGCUUUUACCUAAACUUUUGUUUAUACGGACGUAAUGAUGUUUCGAAUCGCAUGAAGCGAUCGAGAAACAAGGACUAUGUCGAAAGUUCCGCCUAUUUAGUGCUAAGAAAUUUGCGUAAUCACGUGAAAUACAUUUUUUUAAAUGUUUCGGAGAUAUCUAAAGUGGUAAUGAAAUCCUUUCAAAAGAUUGGCAGAACAUUUUGAGCAGGAAAAAAUCUUUUUCUUUUUUAUGGAAAUUUAUGAAAAACUUUGCACAAAGGAAAAAUUCGUUUGUUACCUCUUUAGUGAAGAAUCUCUAGUAUAUUCAUUAAUUUAACUUAUCUUACAUUUACGCAAGUAUCCGUGCAUGUCCCUAGACAUAAUUUAUGUAACUUUAUUAUUUGUGUCAUAGUCUUAACGAUAUAUACAAGGUGUAAGAAUACUCGGAAUGAGUUAGUAAAUCAUAUAACUAUCACAAUUACCUUGAUAAAAACUUCGGAACGAGAAUAUAAAAAUUAAAAAGUAUAAUUAUGUAUGUGUGAUUUAAAAACUAAGUAAAACUUAAUUUAGACAUUUCUUUUAUGGGAUGAUCUGACGGAGUAAUUUGUUAAACCUUGUAUAAAGUCAAGAUACGAAUAUUUAAAUAUCGGCGUCAAUUCAGAAAUCGUGAUAAACUCUACAUGAAUCCAUAAAAGUUAUUAUAAUACUUCGUGUACAAAUUAAUUUUUUUAUAGCGGUACUGAAAGUAAUAACUAAAUCAUUGGCAUAUUAUUUAAUUUAUUUGCUUUAAAUAACAUACAUAAUCUAUUUAAAAUAAUAAUAUAUUUAAGAUUAUAUUUAAAUAAUCAUCACACUAAUGCAAAUUACAAUUUAUUUAAUUAAACCACAAUCGUCAUAAUGUUAUAUAUGUUACAUUACAAUCAAUUGUAACAUAAAAUCACAUCAUACUGUGUCUGUUUUAUAUUCGAUUAUACAUGUGUAGUCUCGGAAGUAAUAGUAAUAUGUGUAAUUACUUAGAUGUUGAACUAUAAUUUGGUUAUCGUAUUUGAUAUUAUUACCUAUUUAGUUUAGAUGUUAACACGAUUCGCGAGUGAGGUGUUGCAGGUGCAAUCGUUUACCAAUAUUUGAAAAUGGCACAUUCUCUAGAUGUUUAUAAUUUGUUUCACAAUCUGGUAAAGGCAUAAACGAUUUAAUCUAUGGUGCUACUUAUUUCUUUUAUUGUGCUUACUUUUACGUUAGUUUUAUUAAUUUAAAUAUAUCUAUAGUAAUUGUAUAUUUCUUAUGAUAAUAAAUAAUGUGUAUCCGGUAUUGAAGAUGAAUAGAUAUUGUGUAAAUAAUGAUUGUUAGAAAUGUAAUGCAAAUAUUCAGUGGACGUUAUUAAAGAUUUUAUCAUAGAAUUGGUGGAUUAAUAUAAUAUUUAAUUUACAAGAAACUGAUUAUUACAUAGCGCAUAAGACAGGUAACAGUGUAUGGCGUCACGUACCAAAUACAAAUCUAUGAUCGAAAUGAACGGGAAAUUAAAACUAUUUUAUCAUUUAAAAUUGGAGAAAUCUGUAGAGCAUACAGACUUAUAAAUUGUUUUUGGUCGCAUCGACGCAGACUGGAAGAUAGUCUCGUAAUAAUGAUUGUAAAGUUAAAAUGUUUUUGAAUUCCCUAUAAUCUGGAGAUCAAUGAUUUUCGUUAUUAUUAAGUUCUUACUUUAAAUUGUUAAAGAUAAAUAUAUUAAUCGUUUCGUAGUUGACUUCGAUUGAUUCAUUUCUUAUUAAAUAAUAAUUAUCUAUGUGUAGAAACAAACAUAGUGAUAUAACAAAACGUUGUUUUAAAUAUAAUUAUUGUGUCGUAGUGACUUUUUGUCUGUAAAUUUUGAAUGUUUCUUACAACAGCUUGUGCACUGCCAUGAGGUUAAUGAUAAUAACACGUAGUUGUCAGUGUGAUACUAUAAGUGAACAUCGGAGCCGGCUGCCAGCGCAAGGACGUCUGCGAUGUGCGACUGUAAUAAUCAUGAGGAGUUUUGUUAUACUUCCUGUUUAAGUAUUUUUAGUCUUAAGACAUGCGAAUAUUUGUAUGUUGUCCAGUUCACAUUGCUCAACUCUUUAGGAGCUGAACUUUUCACGUUGGAGUAAUAUUAAUAAAGCGGAUGAGACUGA